CUUCCACACAAUUUGUGCGAUUGGCAUUGUGAAAUAGGACCAUUUGUUUAGUGUUUAUACAUUAACUACUACUAUCAUAAACAAAAUAAGGACGCAACCGAAAUGUUUGACAUGAAAAAAUUUCAAGACAAUCCAGCAUGGCGUCGAAAAUUGCUCAACAAUUUGCUCAAGGAUCGGCCACGACCAGCCGUUCCGAAACCACAAGCAGAAUCAUUCGAUCGACGUCCCAGUUUGGGUAUUGCUCUGGAUUUCCCAGCUCUAAUACAGGCUCGUAAAGCUGAGCUGGAAGUGAAGCGGCAACAGCGACAAAAUAAAACUAGUUCGUCAAUAGAUUCAGAGAUUAAAAACGAAAACAUGUUUCAACCCGAAGAGGAUACAACGAAACAGUUGGCAGAUGAUAGUUUCGAUGUGCUCGAACGUAUGUGCGAUAAGACCGCCUCCGAUCCAGAUAGCACACUAUUCCAAUAUUUGCACAGCGAUGAUAAGGAACAGGUAUUGGCUAUAGCCAAGAGGCGCAGCUCUGGUUCAGAUAAAUCUGGUGACAUAGAAACGGCGGCUUUGUGCCGCAUGCUGGAGGAUCUAGGGGAUCAGGAUCAAUUGUGCAACGAAAGUCCGCUAAAGAGUGCCGAAUGCACACAGCUGGAGGAUGUUGAAGCGCCAUCACGUUUCUGGGAUAACGAUUCCUUGCUCAAUGGCACCGAUUCACUUUUCCAGCCAAAGACAGAGACAUCGCCUGUAAAAAUGGUCGGCUUGUUGCGUCCCUCAACUAUAUUGGAGGCCAGUGAAGCCGAUCUCACAGGCUUGCAAUCUGAUGAAUCAUGCUCUCUCAACAGCAGCUUUCUGACUGCCAAUACGCUCAAAACAGAGCAAGGUGAGGAUGAGACGAGUGCAUCUGGCUCAAGCUGCUACGAGACGGCCGCAGACAAUUCAUUGGCGAGCAGCUCGAAAGAGGCUACAACAACGUUGAACGUUGAUGACUUGUUUUAUGCGGCCAUCGCCAAGGCUAAGCCACAUGGCAUAUCCAAGGGUGAGCAGCAAGAGCUAUUGGUUGACUUGCAGGAGACUUUAUUAGAUCUGGCACUCACCGAUGCGGCGGAUAACACCAUUAUUGAAUUGUCCUCAUCCAGCGAAAAUGAAGAAGACGAGCAUGAAGAGCAGCUGGAAAAUGAAAGCAUCAAAAAGGAGGAAUUAUCGUUAAUUGAUUCAAAUGCGGAGGAAGAUAAGGAAAACAAGUCAAUGCGUUUAAAUGGCACCAUAGAGGAAAUGGAAUAUAUGCUGAAAAAAGCUCAGGAAUACAUGGAAGCCAAAAAGGAUUCACCAGAGCACCAAUCAGAUCCAAACAUAAUACAUUUGCAUCAGAAGCCAAUGAAACAGAAUACUUUUGUGAUGUCGCCCCAAAAAGAAUCUGAGUCUCAGCUACCCCAAAGCAGCUCCAAGCUGCUGACGGCCUCUGGAAGAUCGCGCCACUUAAUAAAUAUGGAUCAGCCGAAAAGCAAAUUCUUCAAGCAGCCCACGUCUAUACCCAUGCGUCGCCUCUUAAAGCAUCAGAAAGAUAAUUUCGCACACAUUGUUAGUCCUAUACGUACCUAUACCCAAAAGUCCGGCACUGCGCCCCUAAUGAGCAUGUUCCGCGAGAAAGCAAAUAAUCUGAGCGUCUUGCAACUGGAGGAAGAGUCACAGCUGUGCCAGUUUAAUAGGGGACAUAUACCCCCAUUGGGUAAUGGCAACUCAUCAAAGCUUAGUCUUGAUUGUUUUAAUCCCUCUGCUCCGUUCCUGCCCAAGAAGGCAUACAUUUCUUCUGAGUUGAAGCAGGUCGUUGAUGAACGUACUCCCGUGCCGAUGCCGAGUGUGUCGAAAAUUCAAAAGUAUUUGAACUCAGCUGCCGAGCCAUCAGUGCUGCGUCAUGAUGGCAAAAUGAAGAUGCCUGGUCAGAGCUGCAGCAACAUCAACAAGAAUGCAUCGCACAUACCGCGCCGUCCUAAUCAAAGCUUGGCAGAUUUGUCGCUGGCCUCGGGCGACAUCUCUUUGUAUACGCUCAAGGAUGCUCAGAAAUUUUAAUUAUUAUUGUUGAAAAUAUGGUGAGAAGAGAAAACGAUUCGAAAGAAUUUCAUAAAGCGAAUCGCAAUUAGAUUUUAAUUUUGUAACAAAUAAACAUUACGAUAUAACACACACGCAAUAACAAUUAGUAACUAGUA
Molecule: messenger RNA, 2195 nt
Organism: Drosophila hydei
Lineage: Eukaryota; Metazoa; Arthropoda; Insecta; Diptera; Drosophilidae
Gene: sip2
Exons: 4
Coding region: 103-2058 (651 amino acids)
Source: RefSeq, a predicted model, not a curated record